CCGAAUGUGUCACGUAGUAUACGAACGAUACAAAAUUUUUGAUUCGGCGUCUAAAAAUCGAUACAUGUGUUUUGUUUAAAAACAUUUCAUCAUGGAUCCAGUCGCCGAUGUUCAUGAUGUAUUGAAUUCCCUUCAAAAAAGUGAAUUACUUGGUGAAAAUAUUCUACAUGAUCGAUCGGAAAUUGUUCACUUGGAUCGAAUACGGCAAAAAAAUCGUGAAGCAUUGACUGCGAUAAAAAAUCAUUACAAACAAAAUGAUACUGAAAAUAUUUAUAUUUGUAUGGGCAAUAUGUUCAUAAAACAUCCCAUGAAUCGUGCACGUUCACUUAUUCAAGAUGAUCAAACAAUUGUCAACGAACAAAUCGAAACGAUACGUGAAAAGAUUAAAAAUAAUGUACAACAAAUACACGAGAUGGAAGGAAAUGGUGAACAAUUUCGUACAUUCAAUUUGAAUCCACUCAGUUCAAACGAAAUGAAAAGUUUUAAUGUCAUAUUAGAUUCAAUCAAGAAAUUGGAUUUAUAAAAAAAAAUUUCUAUAAAAAAUUUGAAAUGUAAACUUCCUAGCCAAAAAGAAAACAACGAUAAGUUAAUUAUUAAGUUGUUGUUGGUUGUCAGUCAUUUUGUUUAAAUAAUAAGGCAAGGCCAUUUAAAACGAU
This is a messenger RNA of Dermatophagoides farinae (American house dust mite), 656 nucleotides long. It is a transcript of the gene Pdrg1, whose product is annotated as Pdrg1 prefoldin-like subunit. The record is from RefSeq and is a predicted model, not a curated record. NCBI's taxonomy places the organism in Eukaryota, Metazoa, Arthropoda, Arachnida, Sarcoptiformes, Pyroglyphidae.